Equus caballus (horse) is the source of this 5203-nucleotide messenger RNA. NCBI's taxonomy places the organism in Eukaryota, Metazoa, Chordata, Mammalia, Perissodactyla, Equidae. The record is from RefSeq and is a predicted model, not a curated record.
AGACACAGUUUACACCGGGAUCUAGAAGCUGGAUUUUAAACUCAUAUCUCUCUCUAGAAUUUCAGAGUUCUAUUAUGAUCUCUGUUGUAAUUAACAAUUUGGUUAAAGUUUGUUCUUUAAGUGCAUGUGCUGAGAAUUCAUAUAUGUUCGGGAUGUACUGGAAUUAACAGGAUUUAAGAGGUCAUGGUGUACAUACUCUAGGAUCAAUAAGAUUUACCAGUCCCUGGAUGAAGUGCUUGAGAAGCCUUUAAAUGCCAUAGUCAACUGCCGUUGCAAAGAAAAGAAAAUAGAUGGUUUUGGAAGGUUCAUGCUGUUUCUUCAUUGAAUUUUAGAAUGAUUGAAGAUAGUGGGAAAAGAGGCAAUACCAUGGCAGAAAGAAGACAGCUGUUUGCGGAGAUGAGGGCUCAAGAUCUGGAUCGGAUCCGACUCUCCACCUACAGAACAGCAUGCAAGCUUAGGUUUGUUCAGAAGAAAUGCAAUUUGCACCUGGUGGACAUUUGGAACGUCAUAGAAGCAUUGCGGGAAAAUGCUCUGAACAACCUGGACCCAAACAUAGAACUCAAUGUGGCCCGCUUGGAGGCUGUGCUCUCCACCAUAUUUUACCAGCUCAACAAACGGAUGCCAACCACUCACCAAAUCCAGGUGGAGCAGUCCAUCAGCCUCCUGCUUAACUUCCUGCUGGCAGCCUUUGAUCCGGAAGGCCAUGGUAAAAUUUCAGUAUUUGCUGUCAAAAUGGCUUUAGCCACGUUGUGUGGAGGGAAGAUCAUGGACAAAUUAAGAUAUAUUUUCUCAAUGAUUUCUGACUCCAGCGGGGUGAUGGUUUAUGGACGAUACGAUCAAUUCCUGCGGGAAGUUCUCAAACUACCCACGGCUGUUUUUGAAGGUCCUUCAUUUGGUUACACAGAACAGUCAGCUAGAUCUUGUUUCUCUCAACAGAAAAAAGUCACCUUAAAUGGUUUCUUGGACACGCUCAUGUCGGAUCCUCCCCCACAGUGUCUGGUCUGGCUGCCCCUCCUGCAUCGACUGGCAAAUGUAGAAAAUGUCUUCCAUCCAGUUGAGUGUUCCUACUGCCACAGCGAGAGUAUGAUGGGAUUUCGCUACCGAUGCCAACAGUGUCACAAUUACCAGCUCUGUCAGGACUGCUUCUGGAGAGGACAUGCCGGUGGUUCCCAUAGCAACCAGCACCAAAUGAAAGAGUACACAUCAUGGAAAUCACCCGCUAAGAAGCUAACUAAUGCGUUAAGCAAGUCUCUGAGCUGUGCUUCCAGCCGUGAACCUUUGCACCCCAUGUUUCCUGACCAGCCCGAGAAGCCACUCAACUUGGCCCACAUCGUUGAUACUUGGCCACCCAGACCUGUGACCAGCAUGAAUGACACCCUGUUCUCCCACUCUGUCCCCUCCUCAGGAAGUCCUUUUAUUACCAGGAGGUUACCUGAGGGGAUAAGUGCAUCCAGCCCUGUGGCUGAGGAGCAUUCGCUCAUAAAGCUGUAUGUAAAUCAGCUCGACCACCACGCACGCUCUCCUCCCAAGGACAGUGAAGUAGAGCAGAACAAACUGCUGGCUAGGGCUGCUCCAGCUUUUCUGAAGGGCAAAGGGAUACAAUACAGCCUGAAUGUGGCAGACAGGCUAGCUGAUGAACAUGUUCUCAUCGGGUUGUAUGUCAACAUGCUCCGGAACAACCCAUCAUGUAUGCUUGAGAGUUCAAACCGGCUUGAUGAAGAGCACAGGCUGAUCGCCAGGUAUGCGGCAAGACUGGCAGCAGAGUCCACUUCGUCUCAGCCGACUCAGCAGAGAAGUGCUCCUGACAUCUCCUUCACCAUUGAUGCAAAUAAGCAACAAAGGCAGCUGAUCGCGGAACUAGAAAACAAGAACAGAGAAAUCUUACAGGAGAUCCAGAGGCUGCGGCUAGAGCAUGAACAAGCUUCUCAGCCCACUCCAGAGAAGGCGCAGCAAAACCCCACUCUGCUGGCAGAACUCCGGCUCCUCAGACAGCGCAAGGACGAGCUGGAGCAGAGAAUGUCUGCUCUCCAGGAGAGCCGGAGAGAGUUGAUGGUCCAGUUAGAAGGUCUCAUGAAGCUACUAAAGGAAGAAGAACUGAAGCAGGGAACCCAGGGGGCAGGUUCUCCUCGCUCCUCCCCCAGCCACACCAUCAGCAGGCCCAUCCCCAUGCCCGUGCGGUCUGCGUCGGCCUGUUCCACCCCGACGCACACGCCACAGGACUCCCUCACUGGGGUAGGGGGAGACGUACAGGAGGCGUUUGCACAAAGUUCAAGAAGAAAUUUAAGGAAUGAUUUACUAGUGGCAGCAGAUUCCAUCACUAACACCAUGUCCUCUCUCGUGAAAGAGCUGAAUUCCGAGGCAGGGAGUGAAAGCGAGAGUAAUGUGGAUUCUGAAUUUGCACGGACUCAGUUUGAGGAUCUGGUUCCAUCACCAACCUCUGAAAAGGCUUUUCUAGCACAAAUCCAUGCCCGAAAACCUGGGUAUCUUCACAGUGGAGCCACCCCGAGCACCAUGCGUAGUGACAUGGUUACAGAAGAUGGGGAUCCCUAUGUGCAGCCAGAGGAUGAGAACUAUGAAAAUGACUCAGUCCGGCAGCUGGAGAAUGAGCUCAAGAUGGAGGAAUACCUGAAGCAGAAGCUGCAGGAUGAAGCCUAUCAGGUCAGCUUGCAAGGUUGAAUACAAAAUCCUUUUAUCACUCUCCUCUCAAGCAAGCUAUAGUCAGACAGAUGAUGAAAGUAACAUGAAAGCUGGUGAUGAAGGAGAGCCCUGCACCCACCCACACAGAGGAGAAGACAGCAGCCUGGCAGCAAGCUCACCGAAGAGAGGAACCACCACACGCAGCUGCUCCCGACAGACCCCACCCCUAAAGAUGUGUUCUGCCGGCUAUAGUGCAGCCAACUUUUUGUUGUAAGAUUUGUAGUUCAUAGGUGUGUGUUUUGAGAAGGAAAAAAAAAGAGACUUCUGUUCAAAGCUAACUUAUCAGCUACAUCUCCUGUAACAUGGCUCAUCCCUCAAAAAAAAAAAGGCUGAAAACCUGCUGCUGUGACGAUGGCAGUGUUAACAAGCAUUUUAAACCUUUGCACAUGAUAUUGAACCUGUUCAGUUUACAAUUACAAUAUUAAUACUGUUUAUAGCUAGAAGUUUGAUUUCUGAAUUGUUUGAGAUUUUAGCAAAACAGUUUAUUAUACACUGUACAUUUUUUUCCACAGCAAUUGGGAAAAAACAACCACUUGCAAUUAUUCACUAACCCUGAAGGAUUUGGUUCCUGAGUGUACAGACUCAGAGCCCAGAAGCCAACAAGGGGCCUUGGCCUGCACGGUCUGCAGUUGUCUCUAAGUCUCUGCGAGCAGUGACUUGAACCAAAUACACCAGGAUAAUCCAGUCUUUGGGGUUUCUUUCCAACUUGGGGUUGUUUUCUUUCAAGAUCCUCUAACCAAUCAGCCAUAGAAGUUAGUGUAAAUAUUUUUUCCAAAUAGAUAUCAUAUUCAAAAAAAGGCAACAUUCAAAUUAUAUAGAAUCUAGUUUUUAAAAUCAGCACAGAUCUUCUUAAAAACUGUGAACUAUGUUUUGAAAUACUCGUUACUAAAGCUGUUUAUAAACCACAGGUGCCAUAAGAUCCCCAAACGGACUAAAGCUAUCUCUGCUCUUCCGUGGUCUUGUUCCUCUCGUUUUAGCUUUAGGGAGCAUGUGUCUAACAGCACCUCUCAUCCACGAGUUCCCCAGCAGGUUGUUUGGAGGCCUUCAGCUUUAAAUGUACAGGCUUAAAGUGCGCUUGCAAAAGUUCGCUCUCCUUUUAUUUCUGAAUGUUUAUUGCCUUAGCUGGCUACCUGGUGUUCUGCAUGCAGCCUUCUGUGGUCAUGUGAGAGGAAACAGGCUCUGCUAAGUUGCAUUGGGAUUUGGCACUCAGCAAAAAGCUGAUGUGCGAAAGAACUGUCAAAGAAGGGAGAAUGAAAGACUCUGUUGAUGAUCCUUUAUGAGGCCCCUCUUUGGGGAGCACUAAAGACCUCUCUUAGGGAUUCCGGGGAAAUGAAAAAAUAAUCUUCCACUUGUCUCAAGAUUCGAUGAAGUAAAAAUCCUGCAACAUACUCAAAUUGGCAGCUUCUCUGGAAUUCCUGUUUGUCCUUUAAAAGAAAGAAGAGACCAUCCUUUUAGAACAAUGAUUCUCAAAGUGUGUUCCCUCGACCAACAGCAUCAGCAUCACUUGGGAAUCUAUUAGAAACGCAAAUUCUCGGGCCCCAACGCUGGCCUACUGAAUCAGAAACUCGGGGUGGGCCCAGCAAUCUGUGUUUCAUUAAGCCUUCCAGGCGAUUCUGAUGCCCACUAAAGGUGGGGAACCACUGCUUUAGAAUAAAAUCAUAUAAUAAAAUCUCUGAAAAGGCCCUAUUCAGAAUAAGCAAGAAAGGUUCUGAGUCAACCUCAAAGCUGUAGCAAUUGGAUUUUGCUUCCAGGGCUGGCAAAAACCCUCUCCCAGCCCACAUAGUCAGCAGUAGGUGGGUGCCCAGCUGAGAACAGACACCCUGACAUCUUCUAACUCCCUCUCCGGAGGGCUCUAAGAUGCUCUCAUCUCUGCGUUUGUUCGGAAAUCAUCUCCUUGACUGCCCUUUGGAACAGAACUGCUUGCCUUGGGGAUAGUAAAGCUCUUGGUUGGCGUUAGUAAGGAGCCCAUUCUGUCCAUUGAUGUGCUUCAUCAUGCGUCCCUCCCGAGAACCAGCCUGCCAAAUGUCCCUGAGGACAGGCUGACACCAAAGUGGCACAACUACACACUUCUCAGAUUUCUUUGCACAGAUGGAUUUUAUUGCGGGUUCUGUUGAUAUAUCUUAAUGUUCAUCUCCUUUCCACUGCCCAUCUUCUGUGAAACCAUACCUCUCUAGAUGGAGCAAGUGGCCCCUCGUGCCUCAUACUCGGUACUUAGAACCACUACAUCUCAGCUACCUACAUUGCUGUCAGCUCCAAAUCAUAGCCGGGUAGUUCCUGAACUUGGAACUCUGACCCUGCAAGUGGCAUUCAGCCACUGACUGGACUGAGCUGACAUCUGUUGUUAUUUUGUGUUUCUACAUCAAAACAUUUGUCUAAGGUUUGAACUGUUUUGCUGAUAACCUUCCCCCUGUCAUAGGUUUCAUUGCCAACUCCAUCACAUGGUUGUUGAUACCAUCGUACAAAGCCAUCGCAAGGACUCUGGAAACUGCUGCCAAUGACAAAUUCC